CACAUUCAAGUAUUCCGUAAUGCAACCAAAGAACACACCGCAUCAAAGACACGCGCUGUUUUCCGUUCUCGGGCCAAUUUAUUGAAAUGAACGGAUAAAAUGGGAUUCUGCGGUUUCAAGCGCCGAGCCAAUAUGUUGUGCAGAUGUUUUUGCUUCGCUUGUUAAUUUUGUAUUUAGCUCCUAGAACCCUUUCAACAUUUCUUUUUAGUGUAACAAAUGAAUGUUUUGUUAAUAUCAUUAUUAAAUUAAGGAUUUCAUAUCAUCACUAAUAUCACAUAAUCGCUAGUAAAUAACAAUAAAGUAAAGAUUUAGGUAUAAAACCGCGCGUUUUCCAAUUUUUCGGUUUCAGUGGUGUCUUUCAUUUGAACAACGAUUAAAAGAUCAUUCAACACAAAAUAAAACAGAUUUUUAAGCUGAUUAAUUACGGAACGUAACUUAUAGUUUACUGCUGCAAAUCAUAGUUUCAGUCGAAUGAUCAUCACUCACCACUAUGAAUUCAGUGAAGGCAGGCAUCUGGGCCAUACGGUACAUCCCAAAUAACUGGGAAAACAUAACGGUUCAUUAAACAGAAACUGCCGUAGGCGCUGCGCAAACAUGAAACAUUUUAUCUUGUACUGUAUUCACACAACGACGCCAUGCUCCGCCCUGCGAGUCACCGUCGAAAUCAAACGUUAUUCCUUACAUCAAUUUUACUCAAUAUAUUUAUAACGGUGGCUUCCAACGCAAGACACAAAAGGUACCUUAUAUAUCCAGACGGGGGACCUGCCAGAGCACAGUUUAUCAUAGGUUUGGGUAUUCCAGUAGAUUUGAAAGAGCAGGCAGUCACAGUAGGAACAGUAAUUAAAUUUCAAUACAACCUGCCGACGAACAGUUCAGAGUACACGAGCAGAAUAUAUGGUUUUGCAAACACAGUAUCCGCUAGGGAUAAUAUCGCAAAUUCAGACAACAAUGAUAAUGAUAUUAAGGACGACGAUUCUAGAAAUUUAGUUGACGAAAAUGAUGACGGCUUUGAUGAAAGUAAUAAUGAUACCCUUGUUGAUAUAACAUUCGAAGGGGAAAGAAGACGAAGGUCUUUGAUGUAUGCAGAAGGUGGUUCUAUGCUUGAUGUAGAUCAAAAUGAUAGCACAGAUAUUUCACUGGAAGAAGCUAUUGAACGACAAGAAAAAAUAGAUCAAAAUUAUUUAGACCCACAAGAACCACAGAGAAUGAACAGAUGGGAUUUUUACAAAAUACUGGAACACAUGUCUGAAAGGUACGGCUAUUCAGGCAGACCUUGCUUGCUGCGAACAAUCUGUGAAGCGGCCGAGGUCCCAUUCACCCACGAAAAUGGUUUGCUAGCUGAAAUUGGUCAUAUACUUUUCACGCCGUCAACUACAAAGGACACGUUAUCACACCACACAGACAACGAGUACCAUGCUGCUGAGCGGCUCGGCAGGGACACGGGAGUUGACUGCGAGUCGCUGUUCCCGGAAUGUGAAGGCUCCAUCCUGGAAACUUUCACGGAGAUAGGGGAGAGCACGCUCCACAGUUUUGGUUUUUGAUGGUUUUUAUUGUAUGUAAAUAAAUAAUAUUCGUUGUU
Messenger RNA from Chilo suppressalis (striped riceborer), 1579 nucleotides. The record is from the annotation of a GenBank genome assembly. Lineage: Eukaryota; Metazoa; Arthropoda; Insecta; Lepidoptera; Crambidae.